This is a messenger RNA of Leptosia nina, 1347 nucleotides long. Lineage: Eukaryota; Metazoa; Arthropoda; Insecta; Lepidoptera; Pieridae. The record is from the annotation of a GenBank genome assembly.
AUGCUGAAAUUAAUCAUUAUAGGUGUCUUUGUGGUCGCAGCAUCUCUAUCUCUUCCGACCGAGUAUCCGGAUCCGCAAGACUUGGCAUUGUAUUUGAAUGAAGAACAAUUCGAGGACUAUUUAGAUAAAUGGCUCGCAGUUGAACAAGAGAAAUGGAUUUCAAAUAUCACAGUUAGAUCCGCGUCUGCGCGAAGUGGUUGCAGCCUUCGUGUAAAUGGAGAUUUCAGUGAGCCCCAACCGGUAUUUAUUCGUCAGAGCUCUAACAGUUAUCUGUUCCCCCGCGACAAUUCUGGUACUGUACGUCUCGAUUCAGGUGAACGAGUGACUGUUGCUUGUCCUGGACGCAAUAUUAGACACCCGAAUGCUGCCUCCAGCGUGGCCACAGCCACCGUAGCAUGUGCAGGCGGACAGCAAAUUUCUGGGCCUGGAUUACUUAGGAGCAACGGUGCUUUUGCUCAACUGACAUGCAGUGGUCACGCGAAUCAUGUGGCUGAAGAGACAAGAGAGCGUUGCUACAACAAUAAUGUGGUUAUCAGGGUUGGAUUUGUAGUAUACGACGUUUUCUAUCCAGUCUACCAUUCGUGCUAUGACAAGAACCGGUUCGAAGUUUUGUACGUGUGGGCGCCCAUGGACGCGUCUAACACUGUACAGCAAACGGGCGUAGACAGACCUGGUUGGAUCGCGGGCAACUUCUAUCCGGGAGUGCAAGCAAAUUCCCUUUACACGCAAGUGCAACAAAAACAAGCGAUAGCAAGAGUUGUCGGUGACAGAUUGGCGAACCAAUAUGUGACUAGUAAUCAGUUCCUAGCGCGAGGGCAUCUCACUGCCAAGAGUGACCAAAUUUUUGCUACGGGACAACGUUCGACGUUUUACUUCAUCAACGCUGUUCCACAGUGGCAACCGUUUAAUGGUGGGAACUGGAAUUCAUUGGAACAGAAUCUGCGAAGGCGUAUUGGAACAGCCGGUUACAAAUGUGUGGUUUACACAGGGUCUUUCGGAGUGACCCAGCUGCGGAAUGAAAACGGGCAAUUUGUCGAUAUCUUCCUGGACAAUACAAAUGGAAGACGAAGACUUCCUGUGCCACUUUACAUGUAUAAGGUAGCCUAUGACGCAAGCAGGCGUGUAGGUACUGCUUUUAUAAGCAUCAAUAAUCCACACUACACGGCAGCUGAAGCCCGAUCUCUACAAUUCUGUACCGAUAGAUGUCGCAACAACAAUGCCUUUAGCUGGCUCAGAUGGCAGCCGGACCGCGUCGAUCUUGGUUACAGCUUCUGCUGCACAAUCAGCGACUUUAGACGGAGAAUACCUCAUCUUCCCUCGUUCACUGUCAACGGACUUCUGACGUAA